CGGCGUAUAACUCUGCAUCCAAAAAGAAAAAAAGAUUUUCUCUUCUUAAGAGAUUACACCUUAUCUAACUCGAGUUUGCAAUAGGAGAAGCCAUUUUUUUCUGCCCCUGACCUGUAUACUGAGCUUCAUCUCCUCCAAUGGCUUCUUUGUCAGCAACUUCUCUAAGCUUCAAAGCUCCCUCCAUACAAUCGACCAGAAUCUACCAGGUGUUGAGGAAACCCUCGAGUUUUCAGUCUAUCUCAUUUGGUCGUUUCCAGUCUUCAAAGAGCCUUCGUCUUCAAAUCAGUUGCGCUGCAAAACCAGAGACAGUGCAGAAAGUGAGUGACAUUGUAAAGGAACAGUUGGCUUUGUCUGCUGACACUGCGCUCACUGCUGAGUCCAAGUUCUCUGCUCUUGGCGCCGAUUCUCUUGACACAGUGGAGAUAGUGAUGGCAUUGGAGGAAAAGUUUAACAUAAGUGUGGAGGAAGCUGAUGCUCAGAACAUUACGACGAUUCAAGAGGCGGCUGAUUUGAUUGAGGAUCUUGUUCAGAAGAAACCUGCGGCCUAAACUCCCCCGGUUUAACGCAAACCGGCUUUCUUUUCCUUUAGACCUUUCUUGGUUUCGGAGCAUUUAAUUAGACCGUAUGUCAUUUUAUUUUUCUUCUUCUGGAAGUUAAGAUCAUUGGAUGUUGACUAUGAGAAAACUUUUGUUGGUACGUUGAGAUUGAUUUGAUUGGUCUUUGAUGACGAAUAUAUAAACGUGAUCUGUGUCGCUACUA
Raphanus sativus (radish) is the source of this 759-nucleotide messenger RNA. RefSeq names its product acyl carrier protein 4, chloroplastic. NCBI's taxonomy places the organism in Eukaryota, Viridiplantae, Streptophyta, Magnoliopsida, Brassicales, Brassicaceae. Bases 138 to 548 code for a protein of 136 amino acids. The record is from RefSeq and is a predicted model, not a curated record. The transcript has 4 exons. Gene Ontology annotation, biological process: fatty acid biosynthetic process. Gene Ontology annotation, molecular function: acyl carrier activity; phosphopantetheine binding.